Molecule: messenger RNA, 2771 nt
Organism: Mytilus trossulus (common blue mussel)
Lineage: Eukaryota; Metazoa; Mollusca; Bivalvia; Mytilida; Mytilidae
Product: transmembrane and coiled-coil domain-containing protein 4-like
Exons: 14
Coding region: 157-2403 (748 amino acids)
Source: RefSeq, a predicted model, not a curated record
AAUACCUAUUUCACAAAGCAUAGCAACCUGUCAAACCGCCUUGAGAGGAAAUUGCGUCACGGUUGUUUCUCGAGACUUAACCUGUACGGCUCGAAAAGGCUAGAGAGGCUCGAACAACAGGAAAUGUUGAGGAUGUCAACAUGAAAGUUGAUAAAAAUGUCAAAACAUCAGAUGACAGAUAGUAAUCAGCAGGAAGUUGUCUGCCUUCCCAGCAAACUGACAGAUGUGGGGACAUUUUCCUAUUCGUGCCUUUGUGGAGUCUCACUACUUCAGCUGUUCAAUGAUGAAUGGAACAGAGAAUUCAAGAAAGCUGCCAUAGAAUCUAUCUUGGCUCAUUUACGGUUACCGUCGCAAGCAUGUGAGUCAGUGAAAGCUAUCACAGAGGGAGAAGGAGUUGAUGAUCCUAAACCAUAUGCAGAUAUUCUUCUGACUGAGUCCUGUUUAAAUGGCAGUGGUGUACCUGUUGUUACUGACCUGGUAACCUUCUCCUUACUCACUGGGCGAUAUGAUUCAAGAAUGAGAACAUUGAUAAAACAUGUGGCCUGGCAUUUGAGAGUUAGCUGGGAUCAUAUAGAGGAAAUAGAAACUGUAUUGGCAGAAACAUUAGAAGCAAAGCAAUAUGAAAUAUCAGAAGAGGAAGAAACUGAAAAGAAAAAGAAAUCCAGAAACUCAAAAAUAAAAAGAUAUGCUUUGAUUGGCAUAGCAACAGUUAGUGGUGGUGCUUUAAUAGGUUUGACUGGAGGACUAGCAGCUCCCCUUGUAGCAGCAGGGGCAUCUGCCAUCAUUGGAGGGGCCGGAGCAGCAGCAUUGGGUACAACUGCAGGUGUGGCCAUCAUUGGCUCCCUAUUUGGUGUUGCAGGGGCUGGACUUGCAGGUCACAAAAUGCGUAAAAGAUUUGGUGCUAUAGAAGAGUUUCGCUUUGAGCCAAUGAUAUCUGGUGGAGCCUUACAGAGAGCUUCUAUGGCUAAACAGUUACAUGUUACUAUAGCUGUCACUGGCUGGCUGUCUAACACAAUGAGAGAUGUCAAGAUUCCCUGGAAGAAUCUGGCAGAAUCAAAUGAACAGUAUUGUUUACGUUAUGAAUCCAAACAUCUCUGUAUCCUUGGUGAUGCCUUUGAACUGUUUUUAAGCGGAGCUGUUUCCAUGGCAACUCAAGAGGCAUUGAAAUAUACACUUCUCUCAGGGAUAAUAAGUGCUAUAGCUUGGCCAGCAACUCUGAUAUCAGCUGCUAAUAUUAUUGACAAUCCCUGGAGUGUUUGUUUACAGAGAUCUGUCACGGUGGGGAAAGAAUUAGCAGAAACCUUGUUAGCUAGAGAACAGGGAAACAGGCCAGUAACUUUGAUAGGAUACAGUCUAGGUGCUAGGGUUAUAUUUCACUGUUUGGAAGAGAUGGCAAAGAGAAAAUGCUGUGAAGGCAUAAUUGAAGAUGUUAUCCUUCUGGGAGCCCCAGUUACUGGUGAUGCAAAAAGUUGGAAAACCCUGGGCAAGGUAGUGGCAGGAAAAAUCAUCAAUGGAUAUUCAAAGGCUGAUUGGAUGUUGAAGUUCCUCUACCGAACCUCAUCAGUACAAUUUAGUGUUGCUGGGUUACAGCCAAUCAAAUGGGAUGACAGAAGAAUGCACAACAUAGAUCUCACAGCAAUAGUCACUGGACAUGGUGAAUACCUGAAACAGCUGGACACAGUGAUGAAAGUUGUUGGGGUCAGAAUGAAGCAGGAUAUAAUGGUUAGACCUUUGACCUCUCACACCAUGAUGGCUGGAAGCAAGGACAACCUUGAGAGUUUAACCAGUAGUGAAGAAGAGGAAGAAGGAGAAAGUGGAAAAUCAUCUGAAAAAAGCAAAAAGAAGAAGUCUCUUAAGGACAAAAAACAACCAGAGAAUUUAACAUCAUGUGAUGCAACCAGUUCCCUCCAAUCAGAUCUUAAUACUCACGAUGAGCAGGUUCAAACUGGAAUACACCAGUUACAGCUAGAUUCACCUUUGGACCCAGAAAAAUUUGUCAUGUACCAUGUUAAUCAAAGUCCAGUCAAAGAUUCUAACUUCAAUGAUAAAGUAAAGUCAGAAUCAAAUAGUGCUAACAAUUCUCCUGAUCUUCCAUUAGAUAAAAAUAAUCAAUGUUCAGAUUCAAAACCUACCUUGCAACUUCAAACCUCAGAACCAGUAAAUACUAGUCCAAUCGAGCAAGAACCAGUAAAUAUUAGUCCAAUACAGCAAGAACCAGUAAAUACUAGUCCAGCCAAGUCAGAACCAGUAGAAACUAGUCUUAACCAGGCAACUGAACUAUCUUGUACAGAUGAUUCAGAUGAUAUAAAAGUUCUUCCACUAGAUUUAGAUAAGAAUUCAAGUUCAACAAUUGAUAAAAUCCAGGAGAUUGAUGCAAGUGAAAUUGAAAACAACAACCUUUAAAAAAAAGAUAUAUAGAAAUCUUUGAAAUCCUUUGAAAUUUUUAUGAUUAAUCGUAAUAUUUAUGUAAUGUGAUGAAAGAGUAGUCUGAUCUUUACCAAACUUAAGCAUUUUUUAUGUAUUUUGAAACUAUAACUGCUAUUUUUAUGUUGCUACUAUUAAUUUAAGCAAACUGCUAGGUAAAAUAAAAAAUUAAGAAACUUUAAACUAUAUGAAAUUAUACAUUUAAGUACAUAGAUCUUAUAAUGAAAGCAACAAAAUUAUCUGUAGAAAAUUAUGAGAUUUGUUUGACACUGUCAAAUAUUAUAAGUUAUGAAAUACCAUUAUUUGAUGGUUUGCUUGAGGGAAAAAAAAAGUGUUUAUCAAUUUUC